AUUUUAAGUGAACAGUACUGUAGGCCUUCGUCUUCUCAGGUGUAAAUCACAACGAUAUUCAUGGUAGUUGACGCCUACUCGCAUAUGACUUUUACCAACAAAAAGUGUCUUAGAAAAUUUAAAUCAAUAUAUUGUUUUCUGUAAGUGAGUAAAAAAUUUCUAGGCUACAAGCUCCAGUUCUCAAAAAUCCCAGGAACCAUUGUUCUGUAUGUGUUUUAUGGCCUUAUUCAAGUGAUUUAACAUUUUUGUUUUUUCACUAACCACGCAUAACAUUUUUUUCUCAAAAACACAAUUAUGUACAUGCAUGCAUUUCAAAUAUUAUUAUAGCCCAGAUUGUGCUGAUUACAGUGAGAUUAGACUUUACCCAUUUAGAUAUUUAUAAGAAACUGAAAAAAAGCACAAAUAUCAGGGCAUGACAAAACUUCUCCAGGCCCCAAAAAUACCCUUAGACUCCAGAGGGUUAACACAUUUUCUGUACAAACUGUUUUAAGUUAUUCAAACCAAACAUUAACACACUACUUUACUUAGGAAUUUUAAGGCAGUCAGUUUCCUCACUUUUUCUAAGUCAAGUCAACUUAUUAUAUAGUGGCAAAUUGUCUGUCACUGAGUCACAGUGAAAACAUUAAGCACAUUGUCCAUUUCUGAUUGUCAUGACAGAAAAUAAAAUAAAGAUAUGAACUAAACACAAACUCUUUCAAAACAUUAGAAAUUCUGCAUUUUCAUUGCAGGUGUGUUGAAAUUUGGUCAACAUUGAGUGCACAUUAACCUGUGAUGCAAUACAUUUUCCCAAACAGAAAGAUUUAGAAGCAUGACACAUGAGUCUUUUGCAACAGAAUUAACAACAUGAAAUGUACAACGAGCAGAACACGGAAGAUGCUUUACUUACUCUUUGCAUUUCUAUUGACAACAGCUCAUGGAAAUAAUUCUUCCUGUUCUUCCUCUGAAUUUACUUAUGAGCAGAUUGACCAACAGCUUCAGGAUUUGAAAAAUUGCCUUGAAAUGCUAUCUAUUACAUGGACAACAUACCAAAAUGCAAACAUUUUUAACCAACUACAAACACUGAGUGAAAUCAUCCAGAGGCAACAAAAUGAAGAGUUACGAAGGUUACUGCCAGCAAACUGUUCAUCUCCAGCUGUGCCAGAGGAUGGAGGCCUGCUGUGUAUAUCUGUGAAGCACAAGGCCUACUGUAAACCUAUGUGCAAUGCGGGUUAUGAUUUCACUUUUUUAAGAAGAUCAAGGCUGUUUGAGGAAUGCAGUUCUGCCACAAAAGACAAGUGGACAACACAGUUUAUUGGUGGCAACAGGCUGGCUAUAUGCGACAAGUCCCACACUGCAGUGUCAGGAGCCCCCUCUGCAUACUUCCCUGUGGGCCAGGACUGUCAGAAACUAAAGAGUGAUGAACAACUAACGAGGAACAUCACAGAUAUCUUUACAUCAGAGUUGGUUAAGGCAGGCAUUACACUAUCAACAGAGUCUUCCGGCCUUCUCUGUGGCUAAAACAAGAAUUAAAGAGAUCUAAAAAUUGUUCAGAGCUGACAUAUUCUGUGCAAAGCUCAUUUUACUAAUAAUUUUUGACUUGAGUCAUGUAAGUGCAAAUAUGUUAAUAAAAUGAAAACUAUGGAACAUUUCA
Carassius gibelio (silver crucian carp) is the source of this 1630-nucleotide messenger RNA. RefSeq lists its product as uncharacterized. Lineage: Eukaryota; Metazoa; Chordata; Actinopteri; Cypriniformes; Cyprinidae. The transcript is spliced from 6 exons. Bases 844 to 1497 code for a protein of 217 amino acids. The record is from RefSeq and is a predicted model, not a curated record.